Cooperia oncophora is the source of this 486-nucleotide messenger RNA. The record is from the annotation of a GenBank genome assembly. Lineage: Eukaryota; Metazoa; Nematoda; Chromadorea; Rhabditida; Trichostrongylidae.
AUGCCUAAGAACGCCGGUUGCCUGUUUACGGCAUUGUUUCUUGCGCUUGUACUGGUUGUUGCUCAGUGUCUGGCAUCAUGCUUCGAAAACUGGAGGACGACUAGGAGGAAAGUUGAGGCGGAACGUCUGCCUGACGACUACGUGGACGAGAUCAAGCGAUUAUUGGAUCGGCAUAAGAAGAUUAUGAACGAGUAUGACUUUCCCGAUGAUGCGCAUGCUGAAGUGGAGACCUUGAAGGCUGAUAGUGUCUAUCCCAUAACCGAGUCUGAACUCGGUUCACCUGGCCGGACACGAACCAACAGCCAUUCUGCGAAGCUGCAAAGGUUGAAGGAAGAACUCAACGAAUACCAAUUACAUCCUGGUCCUUCAUCACAUGCCCAGGAGGAAUGUGAAGCAAAACGUCGAUCAUGGGGCGGCCUUAACGACUCUGUUUUUGAUCCAGUCGAAUUGCCGAAUUCUCUUGAUGCCAGUGUACAAACGACGUAA